Camponotus floridanus (Florida carpenter ant) is the source of this 963-nucleotide messenger RNA. RefSeq lists its product as uncharacterized. NCBI's taxonomy places the organism in Eukaryota, Metazoa, Arthropoda, Insecta, Hymenoptera, Formicidae. Bases 1 to 867 code for a protein of 288 amino acids. The record is from RefSeq and is a predicted model, not a curated record. The transcript has 6 exons.
AUGUUUACAGAAUCUUGGCAACUAAUUAUCAAGAGUAUCAACGUACCAGAUAUUAUAAAAGUCAACAAUGAUUACAUUAUUCUUGACUGCGAUUAUGAUCUGGAGAAUACAUCGAGCCAGGGCCUCGUCGUCAAAUGGUUUUUUAAUACUAAUCGAGUAGUUUACCAAUGGAUUUAUGGCAGACAACCAUUAGCAGACGAACCAGCUGCAAAAUAUGUCGAUUUAACAUACAAAGCCAGCGAUGAUCCAUAUACCGAAUACCGAGCCAUGAAAUUAAAUAAACCAGGCAUUGACCUUACUGGAGAGUAUACAUGUGUUAUAUCUACAUUUGAGGAUGAAAGAACGGCAAAUGCAUCAAUGAUAGUGUACUCGACAGAAGAAAAAUUCGAUCUUUUAUACAGGAGAAAGACUGUAGAUAACAAAGAUGGAGUCGAAAUAACAUGUCUAGCUGAAGGACUUUACCCCCAACCAACUUUAGAUAUCUCUAUCGAGAAUCUAUCGACUUACUCUAUCGAAGAUACUCUAGAGAAGCAAAUUGGGAGCCCCAGCGUAAGACUGCGUGACGAUGGAUUAUAUAAUAUUUUAUCACGCGUUGCCUUACUGGAUGAAGAUUUAUUGGAAGCAACGAUUGUUAAAUGUUUACUCAGCAUACCGAAAGCGGCAUACAAUGUGUCUCGCAAAACUGUCUAUUAUAUUGGGACGUUUACUACUACUUCAACUACUACAACGAAAUUGCAUCGUAAAAUGGAAAUCCAGGCCUUAGACAAAUCAGAAUCUGGUAAUAAUGAUAAUUCUGCUGGCUACGUGUCAAUUAAUCUUCCAUUAUUAUUUAUACAAUUAACAAUUUUCAAUGCGUUUCAUCAAUAACUCAAUAAAUUACACCGACAUAAGAUGCGAGUGCGGCACGUAUGAAGAAAAUUAUAUGGAUUCUACAUUGAACUAUUAUGAACACAUACACACACA